Molecule: messenger RNA, 2960 nt
Organism: Tympanuchus pallidicinctus (lesser prairie-chicken)
Lineage: Eukaryota; Metazoa; Chordata; Aves; Galliformes; Phasianidae
Gene: ENDOU
Product: endonuclease, poly(U) specific
Exons: 8
Coding region: 1369-2673 (434 amino acids)
Biological process (GO): immune response
Molecular function (GO): polysaccharide binding; scavenger receptor activity; RNA endonuclease activity
Source: RefSeq, a predicted model, not a curated record
GGCACAGCAUCCCAAUGGGCACAGCAUCCUCUGGGCACAGCAUUUUGGCACAGCAUCCUUUGGGCACAGCAUUGCACAGAUGCACAGAUGCUGAGCACUGCAGCAUCCCUCUCCUCCUGACCUCCUUCAGCACUGCCAGCUCUCCCUUUGGUUCUUCUCCCUAAAGAGUGUUCCAGCAGUUCUAACGUAACCAUGAAGAGUUGCAGGCUGCCCUAUGGCUGUUUUUAGGUUCAAACCUGGUGAGCAAACACCCUCCUGCAGCCAUCCCACUGCAGGGAAAAGCCUGGGAUGCUGCAGCUCUUCUUGCAUCCGAGCCUUGGAAGGGAACGGCCGAUGCUGAGCUCUCUCUGAAGGCUCUGUGCAGCUCCCAGCCCUGCUGAGCUGCAGUGCAUCCCAGCGCUGGGCUUUGCCAUAACACGCUCAGGGAACUUCUCAGCGCUGACCCACGCGUGGGCAGUUCCUGCCUUGUGCAAUCCCUCCAGGGCUGCAGCUGGAAAAUGAGCCUGGAUGUGUCAUUCGGGGUGACUGAUCCCCACUGGUGCUUUGGGAGUGAGAGGGAUGGAAACAAGACGGGGAUUGCUGCUGCUCAUCCCCACUGGGGCUCCAGACCUGCUCAGUUGGGUGACCUGGGGGCAGAUGGAGCAACGCUCACCUCAAACUACUGGAUGGGACGAAGUAGAACCACAGGCGAAUCUCCUCCAGGAGCACCCCAGGAAGCCAAGCAGCACUCAGCAGUGCUGAGCAGGAGGUGCUGAGGCAGAGAGGUUCUUCCCUCCCACCACCCCCCGUAGUUUGGCAGCUCCAAAACAGCAGAACUGGGGCGAAACGCACAACAACAGAGCAAUGGAUGCGGUUGCAGGGAGAAAUCACUCAGUGCAACACUCAGAGGUCACGACAAAGGUUGGGGUUUGCCAAUGCUGUCUCUCACCUUGGUGCCGUACAGCACCCUGCGAGGGCCCCUCGUCCUUUUGGGACACGGCGUUGGCACUGCUCAUAGCACAGCUUGGGGCUCAGCUCUAAUUUUAGGUGCGUAAUGGAGCUGCGUGAUGCAUGGGUGGUAUAAACAGCUCAGGAAGGAGUCCCCUGUUUUCAUUGCGAAUUGCAAAUAAAGGCGUCUGGAAUGCGGUGCUGCUCUGGGCCAUGGGCUGAGGCGGGCAUUAGUGGGUGAAUCAGGGCAGGGAUGAAUGAAGGAGCCAGGAAGGCGCUUCCUGGUGCCAAGUGGCCGCAACGUCUCUGUAGCUGAAUGACCACAGAGAAGCUGUCCUGAGGACUCACCUGAUCCAAACCCAACUCAUCCAACCCAAAGGUUCCUGAGUAAGCUCCAGCCGUGGAGCUUGGUCUGUUUUGCUCUGCCAAAAUGAGGAGGGAAUGGCGUCAGAGCGCACAGCCAGCGCUUUGGGCACUGGGAUGCUGCAGAUUGAGGGGCUGCUCAGCCCCACAGCAGCCAGAGUUCCUCUUCUUCCCCCUGCACACCCCCAGUGUGGCUGUCUCCAUGUUGUCCCUUUGUCCCCAUGCCCCUUUGUCCCCAUGCUGUCUCCUUGUCUCCUUGCUGUCCACCAGGACCCAGAAGGAAGAUCCUCUCCCGGAUUUGGGUCUGGAUGGAGCAGGGCUGCUGGUCCACCCCACAGAACCACACUGUUGUUUCUCUCCCCCAAAGCCCUGUACACGGACCCCGACUCCUGCAGGGGACGCUGCGAGGAACCCUACAGCCACGAGGAUGAGUGCCACUGCGACGCCGACUGCCGGAGCCGCAACAGCUGCUGCUGGGAUUACCUGGAGCACUGCGGGGCGGGUGAGGAAGCGGUGCACAGACGUGCUGAAGAGCACUUCUCCAGCAGCCACGAUGCCAUCAGCGAUGAGGAGCUGCUCCACGUCUCCGAGCAGCUCUAUGGGGCGGAUCGCAACAAGGCUCAACCCAAAGACAUCGCCAUCAACCCACAGCACCGGGCUGACCCCGACCAAACGGGGCUCCAGGAGGAUCGCUCCCCCGAGCCGCUCUAUGCAUACGUCAACGAGAAGCUCUUCUCCAAACCCACCUACGCCAGCUUCAUCCGUUUGCUGGACAACUACCAGAGGGCGACGGGUCGUGAGGAGGAGGUGACGGCCGAGGAGCUGCAGGAGCAGAACGUCUUCCUCCGGGAGGUGAUGAAGACGGAGCUCAUGAAGAAACUUUUUGCUUUCCUCCAUAAAAAAAAUCGUUACGGCUCCGAGGAGGAAUUCCUGCAGGAUCUGAAGGAGAUGUGGUUUGGGCUCUACUCCCGAGGUGAUGGAGAGAAGGACUCCAGCGGCUUCGAGCACGUCUUCUCAGGGGAGAUCAAGAAAGGGAAAGUGAGUGGAUUUCACAACUGGAUCCGCUUCUACCUCCUGGAAAAGCAGGGACUGGUCAACUACUUCAGCCACAACUUCGAUGGGCCGUGGGACACCUACCCUGAUGUACUGGGGCUGCAGUUCAGCUGGGACGGCUUCUACAAGGAGGUGGGCUCUGCCUUCAUCGGCUGCAGCCCCGAGUUUGAAUUUGGCAUCUACACGUUGUGCUUCAUUGCCCGACCUGGGAGGGCAUGUCACCUGAGCUUGGGUGGCCACGGCGUCAGCAUCCAGACCUACACCUGGACCAAGUCCACCUACGGCCAUGGCAAAAAAUACAUCGCCACUGCCUAUGUCAUCUCACCCUGAGCCCAUCCACGUCCUGGCCAGGAGGAACGGGGCGUCUGCAGCCCCUCUGCUCCGGGGCCAUGGGCUGCCCCACAGCACAGCCCCCUAUAUGGGGCAGGAGUGGUCCUGCCCUGGGAGACGGAUGGCCACGGGACCUGUGUGGAGCAGGACAACCCAUAUGGAGGCUGUGGGGGGAUGGAGGUGGCAGCCCUGGUGCCAUGGAGUGUGGCACUGCCUGCUGACAGCAGGAGAGCCGGGGAGCUGCGAGAGAUUUGCAGUGGACAGAAGCAACCUCAAGUGGAAUAAAU